GGGAGAAGGAGCAACGGAGGGGGGACGGAGAGAGGGAGGGAGGGAGGAGGGAAGAUCGAGUGAGGAAGCCGUGCGUGGCAACGCCCGAGCUUUCGUUGGCGUCAUCGAUCGAUGUCGGUGAUGCGAGGCGACGGUCGUGGUAGCAGCAAAUGGCGCUUGGGAUCGUGCGGAGACGAGUAAGCGCGGUCGGGAUCUGCGGUGGAGACGCCCGCCGCGCUCGUUUAAGUUGUACGUCGAGAUCUGUGGUUGACGUUUCGGCGUCGAGGAGGGAAUGGCGGGGUUGGGGUCGGGGUCGUCGCAGUUACGGAGGAUGGUUAAGGAUGAGGCGGAGGCGGCGGAUGAUCGGGCGGGACCGACGGGCGGAAGCGGUAGAGGGUUCGGCAGGGGGGGGGGGGGGGGGGGGGGGGGGGGGGGGGGGGGGGGGGGGGGGGGGGGGGCGGGGUUGGGGUCGGGGUGGAAAUGGGGGAAGAAGCAAUGUCGAACGCGGAGGGGGAGGGCAGCAAGAUCAGUCGACUCAGCAGACGAGCUUAGGAGGAGGGCGAGGAAGAGGAGGAGGAAGAGGAAGGGGAAGAGGGAGAAGGGGGGGAGAAGGAGGAGGAGGAGGAGGCGGAGGAGGAGGCGGAAGAGGGGGAAUGAAAGGUCGAGGUGUUGGCGAUGGUGGCCGUGGUGGUGGUGCUGGGAUCACUCUCUCGGCGCUGCUGAAGCUGAAGCCGCCAUUUCAGACAGAAGAGCAGAUGUCGACGUUCGUACAUUUGUCGUUUUGUGCAGCUGAUUCGUCGCAACUGGUUCUCCAGAUCGGCAGCGCUUCAUCCAACGGCAGGGAACUUCUCAGGGGCAUUUUCGCAAAAGCUGUGGAUAAUGGCGCCCUCGUCUCUGUAACUGGUCAUUCAUCUUCUUCUUUUUCUUCUUCUUCUUCUUCUUCUUCUUUUUCUUCUUCUUCUUUUUCUGCCGUUGGGGGUGAUGGGGUGCGACGGGUCGGUGCACGGGGCACUGCCAGCGUGUCCUUUCACCGAAUCAUUUUGCCAAUCCUUCAUUUAAUCACUCGGCCGGAGUUCUGCAACUCCACUCUCAGCGACAUAGUCAACUCGAUCUUCGCUACAAUCAACGGCGUCGAUGGCCUCACGAGUUUUUUACGAGAUUGUCUCAGGCUCUUAUUCGAAGGAACCGGAGGAGGAGGAGGAGGAGGAGGAGGAGAAGGUGGAGGAGAAGGUGGAGGAGAAAAACGAGGAGGAGAAGGAGGUGAGAGAGCAGGAGAAGCAGGAGGAGGAAGAGUUGGUGGGCAAACAGCAGCAGCAGCAGCAGUAGCAGCAGCAGGAGGAGGAGGAGGAGGAGGAGGAGGAGAAAAACGAGGAGGAGGAGGUGAGAGAGCAGGGGAAACAGGAGGAGGAAGAGUUGGUGGGCAAACAGCAGCAGCAGCAGGAGUAGGAGUAGGAGUAGGAGGAGGAGGAGGAGAAAAUGUUGUUUUGCCGCCUUGGCGUCGAAUUCUGCGGGAAGGCGAUGGCGGGAAAGGUCUGAUGACAUCUUCUUCUACCUCGGCCUCUUCUUUGUCGUAUUCGUGUUCUUCUUCUUACUUCGGGUUAUCUCAUGUCACCGGUGCUUCGGGGAGUAGGAGACCAGGGACUAGUACAUCGCCUGCGCGUGCAUCCAACGCGGAUGGCUGGGUGCCUUCCACGUGGCACGAUUUCUUCGCGCCGGUGAUUGCCUUCAAGGCCCUCGUUCUUCAGCGUUUUCAGCAAUUGCAGGCAUCGGAAGAAGAAUGGCAGUUCGUUAAAGAUAUCAACCAGCUUUACGCUCGGUGUGAGUCGACCUGUGACCGAGAUGGAGUAGGAGGAGGGGGAGGUGGUGGUGUAGCGGCCGGGUCGGACGCGAUCGGCAGCGGGAUCGGGUUUGCCGUCGUCGUUGGCGGUGAGAAAAAGAGAGCCGAUGAUGUCAGACGUGGACUGGAGCGGCUUGUCAGGCUGGUGCAGUCUGCUAGCCGUCAGAUCGAGAGGACAAAGGCACGGGAGCAAGAGAAACAACGCCUGGAGUUACUCUAUCCGACGAGAGCAGUAGAUGUUGGUAUUGGUAUUGGUAGUUGGGGAAGUGGGAGUAGGGGUAGGAACGGUAGUAAUCAUCAUACACUUCUUAACGAGGAGGAGGAGACGACGGCAAAGGUGGUGGAGAAUGGAGGUCAACCUUAUCCGAAUCCUCAUUCUCAGCAUCGUAAUCAUUGUAAUGAUUACCCGCAUCUUGUUAAGCAGCAGGCUGGCAAGAUGGUGGAAAGUGAUGGUCCUGGAAGUUUGUCGUUUAGCGGCGAUUCUCGACACGACAACGAUUUCGAGGAUAUCUGCCACGUGUCAAUCAUCCCGACUGCCGAUGAGCUGUUGUCUGGUAGGAGACCUUAUCUCCCGCGCAAUCCGCCGAACACGUGUCAUCACGCCGACGAUCAGCCCGUUGCCAGGCUGGCAGAUGUCCAUUUCCGGUUGCUGCGAGAGGAUAUGAUGGCGCCCAUGAGAGAGAGAGCCCUCCUCUUCUCCUUCGUCAGCGAGAGCUGCCCGAGUCCGCAUUUGAAUCUCAGAAGCGGACGGCUGAGGAUUGCGAGAAAGGAGAGAGAGAGGAUGCUGUCCGUUGCGCGGGGCUUCGAUCGACGGCGAUGGCCGACGGACGACGCGAAUGACGUGGACAUCUUCCUCUUCCGCCACGUGGAGGUGGAGGGAGUAAAUCUUGCGAAGACCGGAGGGACCGCCUUCACACUUGAGAUAGACUGUCCGUUGUCGGGCAGGUCGAUGUCAGACAGGAGGGCGUUCUGGGCAAGGACGAAGAGGUUGCAGCACGGCUCCUUGGUGUGUUUAUGGGAACGAAGAUCAGCAAGACAUCCUUCUUCUUCUUCUUCUUCUUCUUCUUUUUCUUUUUCUUGCUCCUCCUCCCCCUCCUCCGCCUCCUCUUCUUCUUCUUCUUUCUCUACAGCUUCUUCUGCUUUCCCUCAAAGCAGCAGAUCGAAGGGGGGUGAACAAGGCGGGCUAUUAAGCAGAAGGAAUGGAGAUCGGGAUAGAGAGGGAGAGGAGGAGAAAGGGAAAGGGGUCUGGUGGGAGGGGGAGGAGGUACAAAGUGAAGGAAAGGCGAAGAAGCCAUGGAUAAUUUUCGGAGUCGUCAGCAUGACUGGAGAGCCGGCGGAAGGACACGUGUCAGCCAGAGGGGGGAGGGGAUUCGACAGGGCGAGGGUUCAAAUCUCUCGUGCAGAUCGGGGAGCGUUCGAUGAAGGAGAGAUGCGCUUGCUGUUUGAUCAUUGGAAAUGGCCCGUACAAGGGAGGAAAGAGGACGGAGGAGGAGGAGGAGGAGGAGGAGGAUAUGAAGAGAAGAACGGCUUGUCGACCUGUGGAAUGGGAUCGGGAUCGGGAUCGGAGUCGGAAUUAAUCAUGAUUGAGAUGUGUGGGAGUUUUUUCUCGUUCUAUCCUGUGCUGAGCGUGCUGCAGAGAAUAGGAGAAUACACUUUCCCUUUCGGGAAUAUUCUGUGCGGAGAGCCAGAACGAGCGGGAGCAGAACAAGCGGGAACUUCCAUUUUGGGAAAAAAUAGUGCAGAGCGUUUGCAGCCGUGUUUACCGGAGUAUGUUUCGCUUGACACGUGCUAUGAUCUCCGUCCGCUGUUGAAUAAUCGACGUGACCUUUCAUCUGCCCCGGCGGUAUCCGUUCUCCCUCCUCGUCCUCUUCCUCCUUUGUCUUCUCUUUUUGGUUCGUCUUCUUCUUCUUCUUCUUCUUCUUCUUCUUCUUCUUGCUCUUGGCUGGAGGAGAAAGAGAGAAGAAGAGAUGGGGUUAAGAUUAACGAUGCAGCAGCAGCAGCGACGACAAGGAUUAUGGAUGUGGUGGCUGAAUCGCGACGCCACGUGGACAUGACACGUGUCCCGAUCGCGACGGAGUUCCCAUUGGAGGAGUUGCUGAAGCAUUCAACACUAGAUCGGGCUCAAGCGGAAGCCGUAAGGGCCGCCCUCACACAGGAAGUCGCGCUCAUUCAGGGACCUCCUGGAACAGGCAAGACCUACAUAGGAACGAAGCUGGUCAGCCUGCUGCUACACAAUGCGUCGUCAUCCUCAUCACUGCCUUAUGGACCACGAACAGGACCUCAAAUUGAACCCAUCUUGUGCGUAUGUUACACCAACCAUGCCCUGGAUCAGUUUCUGGAAGGAUUGAUGGACCAAGGUGUGAAGAGGAUUGUCCGUGUGGGGCGGCGGUCUAAGAAUCCAAGGUUAGAAAAAUUCAAUCUGGAAGAAAUCUGGAAGGUGGAGGCGGGAGAUUACCGCUAUAGAUUCAGAGAGUUGCGCACAGAGGAGUUCACGAUACGCACGGAGAUGGACGCCCUGAAGAAGGAGAUCAACAUGGAUAUGGAGGACCUGAUCUCGAUCGGGAGUCGGGAUUGGGAAUCCAUGACCCCUUCGGAGCAGUGGGGCAGGCUCCAGCGGUUUCUCUGGACUGCGCAUCCUCGUCAGUAUGAGUCGCUGGUGAACGAGGAGUUGCGGGACCACCGAGGUGUUAAAUCCAUCAUCAUGGAAGAUGCCGAAGAAGAUGAGCACGUGCAUGCAGCAGCAGCACCACCAUCACCAGGAGGAGCAGAUAGUAUUGAUGUCAACAGGCUGAAUUCGACCACCACUACGAUGGAUGGUUUCACGGUCGCCAAAGGACGGGGCAGGCGGCAGCAUGUCUUCAAGCGGUGGUUGGAUGGGAUGCCCUCUUCCUCGUUGAGAUGGCGAGAAAAUCAGUCGCGGAAAAAUCAAAAUCAACGGCGGAAAAUCAAAAUCAACAGCGGAUUGGAUUCUCGUCGUGGUGGGUGGAAUGCCACGUCAUCAGCAGGUGGAGAUGGCGAAGCAGGUCGGAGAGCGAAGGGAAGCGAUGAUGAUGGCUCGGGAUUGAGACACCGGUUGCCAGAAGAACAGUCGGGACAGCCGAGUUCUGAUCAGGAGGAGGAGAGUGACCUGAUUGAGUACAGGUGCUCAAGCUUCUACUCCGCGCUCUGCGGCUUGGAUCCUGAACCCUCUCCCCCACCUUCCUCCCCCUCCUCCCCCUCUUCCCCGAUCUUUACCCCCCCCUCCCCUCAGUUCUCUUCUGAUUGGUCAUCCUCAGAUCUGGUGCCUGUACCGCAAACAGAGGGAGAGGAGGUUGGAGCAUCAAAGCCGCCGAGCUCAUACCUUCGCCGCAUUUUUAGCCGCAUUUUUAGCCCGAAAUCGGCUGCCACAUCAGCAGCAGCUGCAUCGGCAGGUCAAUCCAGUGGACUAGCAGAAGAUGAACCACAGCAGCAGGACGAGGAGGAGGAGGAGAUUCGUCGUCAGCAGAUGGUGGAUCACCUGCAAGAUUUUUGUGAACGGCGAUCGCGACACGUACCUUCUGGUGGUCGUGGGGUGGUGGAGGCGGUUGGAGUGGUUAGUCGCUCCGCAGCUGAUGGAUUAGCGGGUCAAUGCAGUAGCAGCAGCAGUCGCACCGUCAGCUCUUUGGCAACUUCAUCUGACCACACUGCCAAUGUGGCACGUAACGGCAGUGGCAGCACGAUCAGCAUCAGCAGCUCUUUGGCCACGUCAUCGGCCAACAGUGCUGACGUGUCACCCUCUGCUAGUCGCUCCCUACUCCAAGUAGAUGACGUUUGGAGCCUUAGUCGUGCCGAAAGACGCCAACUCUUUCAGAUAUGGCGAGAGGAGGAGUUCAGCAUGCGGCUCAACGACCUGAGGGAAGACAUGGAAAAGUUCUCAGGAUUGGGCGACUCCUUGAAAUCCGUAUAUGAAGCCAAGGAUCUGAGUAUCCUUAAGAGUGCCCAGAUUGUUGGAAUGACCACAACCGGAGUAGCGAAGCAUCAGAGGCUCGUCACUGCCCUCGCUCCUCGAGUGAUCGUCGUGGAGGAAGCUGCUGAAGUUCUAGAAGCACAUGUUCUUGCUUGUCUGUCUGCGGCCACACAGCACCUCGUCCUGAUCGGGGACCACUUGCAGCUUCGGCCGAAGAUAGAAGUCUACCAACUGAGCAUGGACUCCUGCAGGGGCUACAAUCUGGAUCUCUCGCUCUUUGAGAGACUUGUGCGAUUUGCCAAUUUUCCGGUAUACACGUUAGAGGAGCAAAGGCGGAUGCGGCCGUGCAUCUCCGAGCUGGUUCGGUCGAUAUAUCCGACGCUUCGCGAUCAUCCAUGUGUCGAGACUUACCCACCGGUCCGUGGGAUGCUACACGAUGUAUUCUUCUGGGAGCACGAUCAUCGGGAGUGGGGAGGAGGAAACGACGAUGUGGAAAUGUCGAAAUCGCGAACGAAUGAUUACGAGGUCAAGAUGGUUGUGGGGUUGGCCAAGUACCUCUUUGCGCAGGGCUACAGGCCGGGUGAAAUCACGGUCCUGACGCCGUACCUGGGUCAGUUUCAGAAGCUGCGAACGUGCCUGUCUCAGACCAUGGUGGUUCACAUAGAUGAACGGGACAAAGACGAGCUCAGGAAAGCGGGCAUGAUAGAGACGGAAUCUGACGGGGAUCUGGGCAAUGAAGGCAGCACGGAGGGCCAGCAAGAGACAGGGGACGGGCAUACCGCCAGGCUAGAAAAGGUCGAACCAACGGUUGUUUCAAAGAAGCCUCUGGAGGCCGCUGUGCGGCUGGCUACAGUCGACAAUUUUCAAGGCGAAGAAAGCGAAAUCAUUAUUUUGUCACUGGUUCGGAACAAUCAAGAUGGCAACAUUGGCUUUUUGAAGUCGCCCAAUCGUGUAAACGUGAUGCUGUCCAGAGCAAAGCACGGGCUGUAUAUCCUUGGGAAUGUGGCCACUCUUUGUGCCCACGAGCAUUCGAAGAUGUGGCCGCAUGUGACCAAGAUUCUGCGAGAUGCGGAGCGGCUGGGAGCUGCCUUACCUCUUCGCUGUGCUCAGCAUCCGGACAAGAUUACUUCAAUUGAGUCGGCAGAGGAUUUCGCUGUGCUAGUUCCAGAUGGCGGGUGCAAUCUUCCUUGUGGAGUGAGACUUCCAUGUGGGCACGAAUGUCCAAGGAGGUGCCAUCCUGAUGAUCGCGCGCACGAAGGAGUGUUGUGUCGGAAACCGUGUGCUCGACUCCGUCCUGCGAGCGAAUGCCCUUAUCAACACCCGUGUCCUAAGGAGUGUGGGGUUCCUUGUGGUGGAUGCGAGGCACGUGUGCCGGAUGUUCAACUACCAUGUGGUCACAGCGAGAGCGCUCUGCCCUGCUGGAUGACAAAGGACCUCCAAUCCAUCGUCUGUCGAGUGCCAAUUCCUGCGGUCGAACUGUCGUGCGGGCACCUCAAAAGUGGUCUUCGCUGCUGGCAAGUACGAGAUCUCGGAGGAGUGAAGUGCAACGUACCCAUGGAGGUAACACUUGAAUGCGGGCAUUCACGACCAAACCUUCCGUGCUGGCAGACGCACGACUUCAAGGGCGUUCCGUGUCAUGUGCAAGUGGAUGUAACGCUUCCAUGUGGCCACACGAUCAAGUCCACUUGCUCGAGAAAUAGGCUCAUGCGGACGCUGAAUGCGACAGAUGAGUGUUCUGUGAGUUUGCGCAACGUGGUCUUGCCAUGCGGGCACGUGGUUGCGGAACUUCCGUGCUCAAAGACGAGGGACCUGAAAUACGUCGUUUGUCAAGAGAAGGUUGAAAUGGUGAUGCCACACUGUGGUCAUUCGAGGGAGGUGAUCUGUGGGCAGAAGGAAGAUGUUGUGAAGUCCCUGUACGAAUGUCAGAGCCCAUGCCUAAUGCCGCUGGCAUGUGGGCACCUUUGCAAGUCACUGUGCGGGGAGUGCUUCCGACGAACAAUUCCCCCGGGGAAAAGUUUUGAAUUGCUUCCAAAAAGAGACGAUUCGACGUUUAAUCACGGCCCGUGUAAUGGAAGGUGCGAGAACGUACUGGUCUGCGGGCAUCGCUGCGGUGGAAUCUGCCAUGACAAACAGAAGACAAGCUGCAGGUCAUGCGAGGGUCAGUGCCCCGUUGCAUGUACGCAUGGACGGUGCUCCCAUCCCUGCGCAGAAGUGUGUGUCCCCUGUCUGAGGCCAUGCACAUGGAGGUGCUCUCACGACAAGGGAAACUGUCGACUACCAUGUAGUGCGCCGUGCGACCGACUCCCAUGUGAUCUUCGAUGCGACCGUGUUCUCAAAUGCGGACACCGGUGCCCAUCCUUGUGCGGCGAGCCUUGUCCGCCUGCCAAGUAUUGCAUCGAAUGCCCUGCUGGUAGGAAGACAUGGCAGAGCCGAAUCGCAUUGAGGGAAAGCAACAGGCGACCUAACGGAAGCAGCAGCUCCAGCUCCCCAUCAACAAACGGCGGGAUGGAGCCAUUCAUUGUCCUGCCGUGUGGCCACUGUUUUGAAGUGUCUGACCUUGACUCUCAUCUGGGAAUGGAUCGGUACUACGAGAAGAGUGAGGGAGCAUUGGCGCACGGCGGAUGGAGGUGGAAAUGCGCAAAGGACUUCCCAAAGCGGUUUACGAACCCAAAGCUGUGUCCGGAAUGCCAGUGUCUAAUCACAGGGGUCAAUCGGUAUGGACGCCUGAUAAAGCGAGCGAUGCUGGACUGGAACGAGAUGAAGUUUGUGGUGGCCACUCAUCGGAAGGUGAGAGAAAUGAGGCUGAGUGUAAGCAGCCUGAGGGAGACGAUCGCAAGGCGCAUACUGACCGGAGAGGAGCCUGAUGAGUAUCGCAUUCCUGGAAGAGGGCAGAUUGGCGAUAGGGAAACGUCCAGGGGCAUGGUGCGAAUGAUCACGGAGUGGGUUCUCACCCUUAUGGAGAGGUCUAAUGUGGUGAUCCAGGACUGCUAUCGAUCUCCCUCUGUCUGCCUGUUUGCCGCUGCAGCCAGAGCGUCCAAAGCCAAAGGGACAUGCGUUUUGAAGGACCACCUUGCACUGAUGGCAGAGCAGAUUGAUGUUCCAGCUCCGCACAUUGGGCUGGACGUUUAUUUGCUAAUAUUUCGCGGAAAUGCGUUGACAGUCGCGAUGCACACGAUGCAUUGUCUGCUCUGGGAGGCUGCAACCAAGUCCGUGAACAGCUGCGAACCGCACAUUAAAAGCGCCUUGGGUGACAGAUGGGAUAGCUAUGCGAAGAAGAAGGCGAGGCGGCAAGAAUCGUCAGCUGCUUGGAAUGCCAGAGAGUGGGCUGGAAAAGCGGCUCGGCAUUUUACGGAGGCAUUCAACAUGUAUGGGGUUGCUCGUACACGAGCUGAGGAAAGCAGUUGCUGGGAAGCCUACAGAGAGGCUCAGUUAUCGGCUGCUCGUCUGUUAAUCGCUUGUGCCGGAGGGUCGCUGGCGGAGGCAUUAGCUGCGGACCUUCUUCAUUUCUGCGAUUCCGUGUUGCAGCGAGCCCAUGGAGAUGGUGGAGGCAAGGCAGGCCACCAUGCAAGCGCGAAAAGGUUUACGUCGUUCAUACGGAUCAACAAACGCCAGGAUGGUUUGCUGGACGAUGCGGUGCGGAUGUGUCGAUCGAUAAUAAACGGUAAUCCUUCCGCCAGCAUGCAUCACGUUGAGACUGCCGAGUCGCUGCUCCAGAUGGUGGAAUUUGUAAGGGGGCGCAUGAGAUGUUUCCGGGACAACGAGGACGGUGAAUUGCGAAGUCAUGCGAAGGACGUCCUCGAGAUGCUGGGUGAGUUGUUCGAUGUUGAGAUUGGAACCAAGGAGUCCGAGUCCGUGGAGGGACUGGGAUUUGUAGGGAAAACAAGUAGAUACGGAGUAGGAAAGAGAUACUACGACAAGUGGUGGCGACGAUGCAGGAGUGGGCAUGUGGUGAUUUCAGAAGGAAACAGCACUAUGGAUGGUCCUCAGUGUAUCGAGUGUCGGUCUUUGUGACCAAUCACAAAUCCGCAAGAGGGAGGUUAUAUUUGCCUGCAGCUGCACAUAGCGUGCAGGAGAGCGGCAUUCAUAAGAAAAGAAGACCGAAUGCCAAUAAGAAAAGAAGACCGAAUGCCAAUAAAUCGAACCUUGUACA
Messenger RNA from Chara braunii, 9891 nucleotides. The record is from the annotation of a GenBank genome assembly. Lineage: Eukaryota; Viridiplantae; Streptophyta; Charophyceae; Charales; Characeae.